This is a messenger RNA of Closterium sp. NIES-67, 4150 nucleotides long. NCBI's taxonomy places the organism in Eukaryota, Viridiplantae, Streptophyta, Zygnematophyceae, Desmidiales, Closteriaceae. The record is from the annotation of a GenBank genome assembly.
CUCUCCGCUCGUCGCGGGAUCGAUAUUUGCUUUGCUGGAGGCUUCGGGAUCGGGCGUUAAAUUGUCUCAGUUGAGCCGGAACGUCAAGUUGGCUUCACGUUCUUGCUUUUGCCAGAGACCUGCCGUGAAAGUCUGUAGAAAAAACCUCACUCGACCUUACAAUUUUGUGUCCCUAGAGAGCAUGCGACAACAGUACCGAACCGAAACCGAUUGCAAUACUUUUAAACAGACAGCUAGUACCGGGGACAGGAGCAGAUGGAGCCUCCAGCAGGUGGUGAAGGCGAUCAGAGAGAGCCUCUAUGCAGCAGCAAAGCAGGAAAUCAGAGCCGUCCAUUCAAGGCUGGAGCUAAAAAGAGAGUUCCUCUGAUUGGUCUAGCCAAGGUGGCGUCAGUUGCAGCGGGGCUGCAGUUCGGCUGGGCUCUCCAGCUGUCCCUCCUCACUCCCUAUGUGCAGCAGCUCGGCAUUCCCCAUGCCUGGGCCUCCUACAUCUGGCUCUGUGGGCCGUUAUCUGGCUUGUUUGUUCAGCCGCUGAUCGGCCAUUGGAGUGACAGCUGUCGCUGCCCGUAUGGCCGGCGCCGGCCGUUCAUCGUGGCAGGGGCUGCUCUGGUGGUGGUGGCGGCGAUGCUGAUAGCCUUCUCAAGGGACUUGGGAGUUAUGCUGGGGGAUAGGGUGGAGGAAGGGAGGCCGCUGGUGGGGGCGAUCGUGGUUUUCAUCCUCGGGUUCUGGGUGGAGGAAGGGAGGCCGUUGGUGCAGGCGAUCGUGGUUUUCAUCCUCGGGUUCUGGUGAGAGGAAGAAUCAGGGGCUGCUUUUGAGGCGCCUCAAAAGCAGUCGUCGUUUUCAUCCUCGGGUUCUGGUUUGCUUGACAUGGCCAACUACGGCCUGCAGGGACCCUGCAUAGCCUCGCUGGCUGAUGGUACAAUCAUCCAGCUCCAUCGAUUCUUCUCUCAUGAAUCAUCAAUCCACUCAUCAUCACCACCCUCUCUGCUCUCAGGCUGCUUGACUUGGCCAACAACAGCCUGCAGGGACCCUGCCGAGCUCUGUUGGCCGAUUUCACUGGCACAGAGGGGAAACGGACCCGCAGAGCUAAUGCGUACUUUUCUGCAUUCAUGGCUCUGGGCAAUGUGCUCGGCUUUGCUGCGGGCUCCUACCCGCACCUCGCCUCGGCUCUCUCCGUCCCGCUCUCCCUCCUCCUCCGCCCUUUCGGGCAUUUCUCGCUGGUAACCACGGCGUGUAACAGUGUGUGUGCGAACCUGAAAGCGGCGUUCAUGCUGCACGUGGUGCUGCUGCUGGUGUCGACUGCUGUGAGCGUCUCUGCUGCUUCCGAGGAGCCACUCUCUGCUGCUGGUGCUGAUGGUGCCAAUGGUGGUGCUGGUGGUGCCGAUGGUGGUGCUGGUGGUGCCGAUGGUGGUGCUGUUGGUGCUGCCAACACUGCAACUGGUGGUGCUGCUGGUGGUGCUGACACUGCUACCAGUGCUGCUGGUGGCGGUGGUAACCCUGCAAUGGCCUCUGCUUCUGUCGGAGAGGCUUCUAAAGAGGAUAAUCUGAUUACCCAGCCUCUUUUGCGUUGUUCCACCUACCACGCUCCCGCUGCCCCUCUGUUGAAAUCUGUCCAUGCUACAGCCUUUGGUGCUCCAGCCAUUCAUGCUACAGCCUUGAAUCCUACAGCCUUUGAUGCUAUUGCCAUUCAAGCUACAGCUUUUGAUGCUCUUGCCACUCAAGCUACAGCUUUUGAUGCUUCAGCCAAUGCCCCAGAAACUGCUGCAGUCCAUCUUUCACAAUAUCCGGUUACUGUUCAUGGCCCAAUCACUAGUAGCAGCAUUGGCAGCGGCAGCGGCAGUGGCAGCAGCAGCGGCAGUGGCAAUGGCAUCAGUGAGAGUGGGACAAGUGGGGUGUUCAGCCUUAGGGGGGUGUGGCCGGUUGGUGACUCGUUAGAAGGUCUCUUCCCUGCUGAUUCGUUACAAGCACUCUCUCCUGAUGUGCACAUGGAGGAGGGAAGGAGAAGCAUUGUCGGGGAGGGGACGGAGGGAGGGGGAAGGGAGAGAGGAGGGGGAGGAGAAGGAGAGGAGGAAGGAGAGGAGGAAGGAGAGGAGGAAGGAGAGGAGGAAGGAGAGGAGGAAGGAGAAGAGGCGGCAGGAGAAGAAGAGGAGGAGGAGGAGGAGGAGGAGGAGGAGGAAGAGGAGGAGGAAGAGGGGGAGGAGGAGCCCAAGCAAGUACUCCUGUGGGAGCUGGUCAGCUCGGUGCAGCAGCUCCCUCCCCCAGUCCUACGAGUGCUGGCAGUCACGGCAAUCACCUGGCUCGCAUGGUUCCCCUUCCUCCUCUUCGACACCGACUGGAUGGGACGGGAGGUCUUCGGCGGCUCAACUAGCCUUAGGGAGGCUAGUAAAGCGGCUAGCGAGGCAGCUCUUAAGGCGUACAGCAGGGGAGUGAGGUUCGGGGCACUAGGUUUGGUGCUGAACUCGGUGGUGCAGGGGGUGACGAGCCUGAGGAUCGACGCUCUCUGUAGGAGGUUCGGGUCUCGGGCAGUGUGGGCGGUGGGGAAUCUGAUGCUGGCGGUUUGCCUGCUGGCCACCGCUGCUGUGCCCUCUGCUGUUGACAUGCCUCAGAACCUGCUGGCACCUGCUGUGCUCUCUGCUGGGCCUGCUCCCGGGAUUCCUGCUGAAGGGCAGUUGCCUCACAUCCUGCUGGCCACGGCUGCUGUUCCCUCUGCUGUUGACAUGCCUCAGAACCUGCUGGCACCUGCUGUGCUCUCUGCUCCUGCUCCUGCUGAUAGUGCUGCUGCUUUCGCGUUUCAUACAGUCACUAAUCAUAUAGCCACGAAUCAUUCAAUCACAGGUGGUACAGGGACUCAUCCUGCUCCUGUGGGUUCAGUCACAGGGUUGGGUCGCCUUGAGCCCACUACAGUGGCUGCUGGUCUGCUGCAGUUCCCACUGCUGUCCGAGCAAUGGUUGCGGCAGGGGCAACUGAUUGGGCAGCAGAAUAUGCAGCAGGGGCAACUGAACGGGCAGCAUAAUAUGCAGCAGGGGCAACUGAACGGGCAGCAGAAUAUGCAGCAGGGGCAACUGAACGGGCAGCAGAAUAUGCAGCAGGAGCAACUGAACGGGCAGCAGAAUAUGCAGCAGGGGCAACUGAACGGGCAGCAGAAUAUGCAGCAGGGUGGGGAAGCGAUGCAGCACCAGCAGGAGCAACAACAGCAGCAACAGCAGCAACAGAAGCAACAGAAGCAGCGACAGGAGGAGCAUUUGGGAGGGCCUCUAGAGUCCCUCUCUCUGCAUCGGAAGCUCAUACGCAGUCAAAGACCGGCGGGGACCCCGCAGUCUCUUGAGCCCAGUCGGAGCAUGCUGCAGGAUCCAGUCCACCUGCCUCCCUCCUCAUUCCAAAGCACGAUGCAGAGCCCUUCCUCCUCCGCUUCCUCUUCCUCCUCCUCUUCCUCCUUUUUGCCCUUGGAUCCGCAUCCGACGGACACGAAUGUCGUCCUCCCAUUGCUCCAGCGUCUAAUCUCCUCGUUGUCGCAUCUCCUUGCCGCUGCUGUUUCGCGGCUCCUCCCCUCGCCGUUGUCCCACGUGUCGCAGUCAGCAGUGGCCAAGGGCGCUGCUCUCACCAUCUUUGCUGUUCUGGGUGCUCCCAUGGCGGUGACCUACAGCCUCCCGUUCUCCCUCACAGCAUCCUUCACCACCAGGGGGGGCGGAGGCCAGGGCCUGGCAGCUGGUCUGCUCAACAUCGCUAUAGUCCUACCUCAGGUCUUCGUGCUGUGUCUCAGAUGUUUGUCUCACUAGCCAUCGGUCCGUUUGAUGCUUUAUUUGGAGGGGGGAACAUCCCUGGUUUCAUGGCAGCUGCUGCUUUCGCUGCUGCUGCAGCCGCAGCGGCUUUCUUCACUCUCCCCCGCCCUCCCCCUGACACUCCCCCCUCCGGCCCUCUGCCCUACGCCGGUCGUUUAGCUCACCUUGCUUCUCUCCUCUCCCUACCUCUGCCCCACGAUCCGAUUCUGCUGGCUCUACUUGCGUUUCCCCCCUCCCACCUUUGGGCUUCAAGACAUGGUGCAGUAGGAAUUACUAGAGUUCCUCAACAUAUCGUGCAUGUCUAUCGUGGAGAUGUUUGUCGUCAGAAUGGUUCUAAAAUUGUUGAUGCUCCACUAAUAGGUGUUGAUUUUUUU